UCCAAUAUUCCCCUUCCACUACAAUCCAUGAAUAUCUCCCUCAGCGCUUCCCACGACUAGCGAGGGUUCUUUGCCGAUAAAAAGCUUAGUCCCAUUUAGCAGAAAGAACCCAGAACCACCCCCGCCCCAAAAAAAGAAUCUUCUUGCUCUUGUUCUUUUGCCACUUCUUCAGGAGGAGGGGAUUAACUGAUUACUUCGUUUCCGUGGGUCCAUUUUUGCGUCUGAAAUUCUCAGUUAUUUUCACAGACUCGAAGCAGACAAAAGAUGGGAAGGGGAAAGUUUAAGGGAAAGCCCACCGGUCGCCGCCAAUUCUCUACUCCUGAAGAGAUGAUUGCUGGAACAUCUGCUCCUCGUCCUCGCACAUUCAGACAGGAAGAAGCUGAAGUGGAAGAAGAUGUGAGAUCAGAGGAAGAGUCUGAAGAGGAAUCUGAGGAUGAGGAGAAGCGUAAAGGCACCCAGGGUGUUAUUCAGAUUGAGAAUCCCAAUUUGGCUAAGCCAAAAAAUGUGAAAGCUAGAGACAUUGAUAUGGAGAAAACAACUGAACUUUCACGUCGUGAAAGAGAGGAGAUAGAAAGACAGAAAGCCCAUGAAAGGUAUAUGAAGCUUCAAGAACAGGGGAAAACAGAACAAGCGAGGAAAGAUUUAGAACGCUUAGCCCUUAUAAGGCAACAAAGAGCAGAGGCUGCUAAAAAACGUGAAGAGGAGAAAGCUGCCAAAGAGCAGAAGAAGGUGGAAGCUCGCAAAUGAGGUUGAUAGAUUCCAAGAUGUGAAAUUAGUAUUUUGAUGGUUUAAAAGCAGUUAGUAGUUUCUACAGUUAAAGAUUGUUAUACAGCCAUGUUGGCCAAUUGUUAAGACUGAUGUUUCUCAUAAGUUUGACAAUUCGUGGUUGUUGAAACAAGAUCAAUACCUUUCAGUAUUUUUGCCUUAUGUUCUGUAACACAAGUUGCACAAUGGCGUAUAUUUGGCCUUAACGGUUCUAUGAAGUGUAUGCCUGUCUUUGUUGAAUUA
Messenger RNA from Coffea eugenioides, 1008 nucleotides. RefSeq names its product 28 kDa heat- and acid-stable phosphoprotein. Gene Ontology annotation, molecular function: RNA binding. The record is from RefSeq and is a predicted model, not a curated record. The transcript is spliced from 8 exons. Bases 265 to 747 code for a protein of 160 amino acids. Gene Ontology annotation, cellular component: cytosol. Lineage: Eukaryota; Viridiplantae; Streptophyta; Magnoliopsida; Gentianales; Rubiaceae.